CCGUGUGUCACGGCACAGCCCGGCACUCCGCGGUGCUCUGCAGCACGCUGCCCUGCUCUCUGCGCGGCUCCCCCCCUUCUGCGCAGCGCUGGCUGGGGUUAGAGCCAGGAUCUUACAGGAGACAAGAGCUCCCUUGGCGCUGGUUGCCAGGAGAACCCAUGGCAAAGCCAAGACCACAGUGUUGCGUAUCCAGGAUAAGUCUGUCCCUCUCACCUCCUCUGCAGGGGCAGCUGAGAGAGAACAUUGUCUCCCCAGUGGCACCAGUGAGGGAACUGUAAAUGAAACCAGAACGAACUGCCCUGCUCAGCCUGCAGUGUUUGUGGGAUGGAGCAGCGGAACCGUUUCCAAGUGCGCAAAUGCAGCCAAAGACAGGACUGAGGGACCAGACGGGGCAUGUGCGUGGAUGGCAGAGCUGGAUCCGCUGCUGGGGAACCCACCGAAGCUGGCAGCAGCAGCACCAGGGCACAAUCAGUCUCUGUGGGCUUCCUGAUCCACCCCCCGGCAUUCGGGGUCCCAGACAGACAGACGCUGCUCAGCCUUUAUACUGCAGGAAGCCUCCUUCCCCUGGCAGCAGUAUCUCAGAGAGACCUCGGACCCCCAGCAACAGCGACGCCUCGGGGUGCAGCGGGAGCUCGGCCUUCCUCGGGGACCCCCCCUGGCAUUGUGCCUCGGCACUGGGAAGGAGGCGUCAGACCUUGGGAAGGAGGGAUCAGACCUUGGGAAGGAGGCAUCAGACCCUGUGUGUUGCAUAUUUAGAAGCUAAACCCUACUCGAGGAGGCUUCAAACUGACGUUAUCACACCUCAGCCAUGAAUGGGUACUUGAAUGAGUCCAACUUCAUGAUGGUGGAGGAAGGCUUCACCACCAGAGACCUCCUGGAGAACCUCCUUGUGGAGCUGUGCCAGGCGGGUGACCAACAAGCCUUCUUCGUGGCAGACCUGGGGGACAUCGUGAAGAAACAUCUGCAGUUCCUGAAGGCCUUACCCCGGGUGAAACCAUUCUUCCCGCUGAAGUGCAACAGCAGUGAUGGAGUGAUUCGGCUGCUGGCGGAGCUGGGGACAGGCUUUGCCUGUACCAACAAGGCAGAGAUUGCACGGGUUCAGAGCAUUGGAGUCCCACCUGACAAGAUCUUCUACAGCAGCCCCUGCAAGCAGGUCGCCCACAUCAAGUAUGCAGCCAGCCACGGGGUGCAGCUGAUGACCUUCGACAACGAGGUGGAGCUGAGCAAGGUGGCCAGGAGCCACCCUGGGGCCCGGAUGUUGCUGGGUAUUGCUGCUGACUCCAGCCCUUCUGCCCAUCCAAUUAUGAUGUUUGGGACCACGCUCAAGUCCUGCAGGCAUCUGCUGGAGACAGCGAAGGAGCAGGCUGUGGAGGUGGUUGGCGUCAGCUUCCACCUCGGGAGCCGUGGCCUGGAGCCUCAGGCCUUCGCUCAGGCCAUGGCUGCAGCACAACUGGCCUUUGACAUGGGCACGGAGCUGGGCUUCCAGAUGCACCUCCUGGACAUCGGAGGGGGAUUCCCUGGCACCGAGGACACCAGAGCCCGGUUCAAAGAGAUGGCUGCUGUGAUAAACUCUGCCUUGGACUUGUACUUCCCGGAUGGCUGCGGGGUGGAGAUCGUGGCGAGACCUGGGCGAUACUAUGUCACCUCUGCCUUCACCCUCGCUGCCACCGUCACUGCCAGGGAAGAGGUCCCCAUGGAGCAGCCUGGCUCCGACGGUGGGUGGGAUGGUGGGACAAUCCCAGCCAUGUGCCCGACCCCCCCUGAGCCCUCUCCCUGCUCCUCUCCAGAGGAAGACUCUGCCAACAAGAAGAGCCUUGUGUAUCACCUCAGCGAUGGCAUCUAUGGCGCCUUCAGCUGCCUCCUGUUUGACACCCCCUGCCCCACACCUCAGCUGCCCAAGAGACCCUGCCCCGACCACCCCUCACACAGCAGCAGCCUCCGGGGCCCCCUUGGCCACGCAGACGACCGCCUGGCCGACGGCCUGGACCUGCCCCAGCUGCAGGUCGGGGACUGGCUCAUUUUUGAGGACAUGGGUGCCUACACCGUCACCACGUCCCCCCCGGGGGGUCCCCAGCCCCACAUCACCUACGCCAUGUCCCGCAUGGCCUGGAAAGCCGUCCAGCUCUUCCUUGGGAAGCCACCACAACCAGAAGACGACCAUGAGAGCAUCUGCACCCCACUGUCCUGCGGCUGGGAGAUGGCAGAGUCACUCUGUGUCACCCCAGUCUUCGCUCCAGCCGGGAUCAUCUGAGCACCGGGAGCACGGGACACAUCCUGCCUGCUGCUGGCAUUGCCCCGGCAUCACCCCGUGGUGGGGCCUUUGAAGCCUGUGCCAUAAAGCCUGUUCCUCCUGCC
Strigops habroptila (Kakapo) is the source of this 2355-nucleotide messenger RNA. RefSeq names its product antizyme inhibitor 2 (gene AZIN2). The record is from RefSeq and is a predicted model, not a curated record. The coding region runs from base 809 to 2251 and encodes 480 amino acids. Gene Ontology annotation, cellular component: cytoplasm. Gene Ontology annotation, molecular function: catalytic activity. The transcript is spliced from 10 exons. Lineage: Eukaryota; Metazoa; Chordata; Aves; Psittaciformes; Psittacidae.